UGAGAGAUGUACGUGGCGCUCUGUGGCGGGCAGCAGCGGGACUUCGAGUGGGACUCGAGGACGCAGGGGCUGGUGCACAGCGCCUUCUUCUACGGCUUCACGGCGAGCCAGGCGCCCGGCGGGUGGUUGGCCGGCCGGGUGGGCGGCUCCAAGCUGUUCGGCCUCGCCAUCGGCGGCGCCUCCCUUCUCUCGCUGAUGACCCCCAGCGUGGCCCGCGCCGGGGUGCGGCCCCUGCUCGCCACCCGCGCCCUGGAGGGACUCGCGGCGGGAGUGGCGCACCCCUCGCUGGACGCGCUGUGGCCGCUGUGGGCGCCGCCGCUGGAGCGCGGGCGACUGGUGUCCUUCGCCGUGGCGGGCUAUGGCGCCGGCAUGGUGGCGGCCCUGCUGCCCUCCGGCUAUGUGGCAGCGCGCUUCGGCUGGCCCUGGGUCUUCUACCUGUCGGGCUCGCUGGGGCUGCUGUGGUCCGUGCUGUGGUGGCUGUGCGCGCGCAGCAGGCCCGGGCUCUGCGGGGGCAUCUCCCCGGAGGAGCUGGCCUACAUCACCGAGUCCCUCGGCCACUCCAGGGGCGCGCCCCAGGUGGUGGCCUACCCGUGGUGCUCCAUAGCCACGUCGGCGCCAGUGUGGGCGGGGGUGGCAGCCAUCUUCGUGGGCAGCUGGAACUACUACACGCUGGCGGCCCAGCUGCCCACCUACAUGCGAGACGUGCUGUGCUUCGACCUGGGCCGGGCCGGUGCGCUGGCGGCGGUGCCCUACAUGGCGGUGGUGCUGGUGGUACCGGCGGCCGGGCGCGGCGCUGAUUGGCUGCUGAUCAGGGGCCUCGGCAUCACCCAGGCGAGCAUCCACCUCUCUCUCUGUAUUUAGGGACCGGAACAAUUCGCAGGUU
Bacillus rossius redtenbacheri is the source of this 883-nucleotide messenger RNA. Its product is annotated as sialin-like. Lineage: Eukaryota; Metazoa; Arthropoda; Insecta; Phasmatodea; Bacillidae. The coding region runs from base 7 to 861 and encodes 284 amino acids. The transcript has 5 exons. Gene Ontology annotation, cellular component: membrane. Gene Ontology annotation, biological process: monoatomic anion transport; transmembrane transport. Gene Ontology annotation, molecular function: transmembrane transporter activity. The record is from RefSeq and is a predicted model, not a curated record.